This is a messenger RNA of Trichoplusia ni (cabbage looper), 2057 nucleotides long. RefSeq names its product peroxisomal N(1)-acetyl-spermine/spermidine oxidase. The transcript is spliced from 3 exons. The coding region runs from base 119 to 1789 and encodes 556 amino acids. Gene Ontology annotation, molecular function: polyamine oxidase activity. NCBI's taxonomy places the organism in Eukaryota, Metazoa, Arthropoda, Insecta, Lepidoptera, Noctuidae. The record is from RefSeq and is a predicted model, not a curated record.
CAGACAAAACAUUUUGUAGUUUUGUACUGAAGGACAAAGAUGUCGUAACCAGCUGAACGUCAAAAGUGCAGUGACAAUACUGACAAAAUAAUACAAGUAUUCUUCAAUUUUCAAUAUUAUGGGUGACGAAAAUUUAAAUUCUAGUAAAAAAUGUGAUACUAAUAAGUGCAAUGUCUUAAUUAUUGGUGCCGGCAUGGCUGGCCUUGCUGCCGCCAAUUACCUUCAUAAAAAUGGCAUGCAAGACUUUAUAAUUUUAGAAGCUAGAAAACGAAUAGGAGGACGUAUAAUUUCAAUACCAAUGAAAAGUUUAAACGUUGAACUUGGAGCCAAUUGGAUUCAUGGAGUACUGGGUAAUCCAAUUUUCGAAAUUGCUAUGGCUAACGGUCUUGUAAAUAUUAUAAACAUACCCAAACCGCAUAAGGUUAUAGCAGCAACAGAAGACGGAAAACAAGUACCCUUCGGAGUACUACACGAGAUUCAUGAAGCUUAUGUAUGUUUCCUAAGACGCUGUGAGGAGUACUUCUUGUGUCAAUAUUUACCCCCACCUGACAUCCAUAGUGUUGGUGAACACAUCAAUUUAGAGGCAACUAUAUAUCUAGAACGACUUCCAUCCUCUGAAGAGAAGAAAUUAAGAAGAUUGAUAUUUGACUGCUUGUUAAAAAGAGAAACCUGCAUAUCCGGGUGUAACAGUAUGGAUGAAAUAGAUCUCCUAGAGUUAGGUAGCUACACAGAAUUGCAAGGUGGAAAUAUAAUGAUACCAACUGGAUAUAGUUCAAUUUUGGGACCUCUGACUAAGAACAUUGAUUCUGAGAGAGUAUUGAAGGAACAUGCUGUACAAAAAAUAAUUUGGGAUUCAGGGGAUCAUAGCUCUACAAGACCUCUUGAAGAUUUGGGAGAAGAGUCUGAGGAUUCUGAUCAAACUGUUAUUGAGGACAUUUCUAAAACAUCAUCUUCUGAUAAAACUGUGAAUCCCGGAGAAGGCACUUCCUUAACAGAUAUCACAAGAAAACCAAAGAAAAAGAAUUCUAAUUAUGUUGAAGUAGUUUGUGAAAAUGGACAGACUUUCUAUGCUAAUCAUGUGAUAUGUACAAUCCCCCUAGGUGUUCUAAAAGAAAAUGCUUCAGCUUUGUUUGAACCUCCUUUGCCACAAUACAAAAUGGAAUCACUUGAAAGAUUAUUAUUUAGUACUGUAGAUAAAAUCUUUUUAGAAUAUGACAGACCAUUUUUAAAUCCUGAAAUUACUGAGAUUAUGCUUUUGUGGGAGAAUCAAUCUACACCUGAAGAUAUAUCUGAUUCAUGGUAUAAAAAAAUAUAUUCAUUUAGCAAAGUAUCAGAAACUUUGCUUUUAGGAUGGUUGUCAGGCAAAGAGGCUGAAUAUAUGGAGUCAUUGUCUAAUGAGGAAGUAGCAACUACUUGCACAAAGAUACUUAGAAAAUUUUUGAAUGAUCCCUUUGUUCCAGAACCACAGAAAUGUGUUUGCACAAGUUGGAGGAAACAGACAUUUACCAGAGGCUCAUACACUGCUAUAGCUGUUGGAGCCAGUCAGAGUGAUAUUGAGAGUUUAGCUCAACCACUAUUCAGAAAUGUUCAUGACAAAAAGCCUGUUCUGCUCUUUGCUGGAGAGCACACACACAGCAACUUCUACUCUACAGCUCAUGGUGCAUAUGUUUCGGGGCAAUCGGCGGCCCGGCGCCUGCUAGCCCCAGACGAACCUGAAGAGAACUUCCUUGAAUGUCCUGGUUCAGCUGACUUGACUUCGUGGAUACAAGGCAUACAACUCGAAGGCUAAUAAUUCUUCAAUGGUAUGUAGACAGGUUCAGUACACAGUGCAUACCUAGACACUAACCCUCAUUGUAUUUAUUCAUUAUACAUGACAGAGGCUUUGCCUAAUUUACUCAUAAGAAUUGUGAUUUUGUUCAAUAUUACUGUUAAUAGGAAAUAGUUUAUCCAUUAAUGUAUUAUGUUCUGCUAUUUGAAUGAACUAAGUGGUUAAAUUAUUUAUUUCUUGCAUAUACCUAUUUAAAUUAUUAUAAUUUAUUUCAAAAUACUGUAACUGA